Penicillium maclennaniae is the source of this 2376-nucleotide messenger RNA. Its product is annotated as OPT family oligopeptide transporter. The transcript has a single exon. The record is from RefSeq and is a predicted model, not a curated record. Gene Ontology annotation, molecular function: oligopeptide transmembrane transporter activity. NCBI's taxonomy places the organism in Eukaryota, Fungi, Ascomycota, Eurotiomycetes, Eurotiales, Aspergillaceae. Bases 1 to 2376 code for a protein of 791 amino acids. Gene Ontology annotation, biological process: transmembrane transport.
AUGGCUCUCCUGGGAAUGUUGAAGCGGCGCAAGGGUCCGCAGGAACGCCAAACCAGCAACUCCUCAGAGCGCACACCAGAAGGUCCCGUCAGUAUGCCUUCAAACGAGGAAGAGGUCACCGACUCUGUGUUUCUUGAUGAAGAGAAGUUGAAAGCCACCAGCGAGACGGUGGCGAUCGAAGAGGAGAGUCAUGAAGACCCAGAAAUCGCCGCAUUGCCUCUACAGGUGCGACAGCUGGUCAAUUUGACCGAUGACCCUACUUUGCCUACCAUGACCUUCCGCUACUUUGUGCUUUCGGCCAUCUUUGUCAUCCCGGGUGCCUUCUUGUCCCAGAUGAGCUACUUCCGAACAACCAGUGCAACUUACUCGGUCUUCUUCGUCCAAAUUGCUUCUCACUAUGCCGGGCACUUCCUCGCAAGGACACUGCCAACCUGGGUGAUUCGUGUGCCUGGGACUACCUGGUCUUUCAGCCUAAACCCGGGGGCCUGGAGUAUCAAAGAACAUGUGCUGGUCACGGUGACGGCGGCCUCAGGAGCGACAUAUAACAUGGGAUAUGCUCCGAUUGUUUUGGCCGAGCUCUGGUAUGGUCAAAGAAUUCAGCCGGCCGUUGCAAUCUUCUUCAUGCUGGCCAUUGUAUGGACAGGGUAUGCUUUCGCGGCUCUGGCUCGACAGAUUCUCCUGCCCGACCCGGAAUAUAUUUGGCCCCAGGCGUUGAUGCAAACUACGCUCUUCGAAACAUUCCGAAGGACGGACAUAUCCUCCCGUCUCGCACGUCGCCAGAUGAAGGUGUUCUUUUUCUCCCUUCUAGGAAUGACAAUGUGGCAGUUUCUACCCGAAUACGUGUUUCCGUUCACAUCGUCACUGGCUUUUCUAUGUUGGGUAGCGCCGCGAAACCCAGUUGCCAACUUCAUCGGAUCUGGUCUGGGAGGUAUGGGCUUCCUCAAUCUGUCCUUGGACUGGUCCAACAUCAAUUGGAAUGGAUCUUCCAUCUUGCUCACCCCAUGGUGGACCCAGGUCAUUCUGUUCCUGGCCUUUGCUUUCAAUUGUUGGAUUCUGCUUCCUGCAGCGAAGUGGGGGAACCUCGGAUCUUUCAAGCAUGGUUUGAUGUCUAAUAAUCUCUUGAUGGCUAACGGCACGAAAUACCCGAUCACAGAGGUGCUUACCCCAGACUAUCACCUCAACGAGACUGCCUUUCAGGAAUAUGGUCCAAUGUACAUGGGCUUGCAGAAUGUGUGGGCAACCUUCUUCGAUUAUGCCAAGUUGCCGGCUGCGGUGAUGUGGAUUGCAACGUUUGGUUUCAGCCAAGUGAGGAGCAACCUCCAGAAGAUUUUCUCUCGCAAGAAGAACGCAGAUGUAGCGGGCCAGGGCAUACACUACCAGUACAGCGAUCGCCUCAACGUUAUUCAGCGGCAGUACAAAGAGAUCCCGAUAUGGUGGUACAUUGCCCUGUUCCUGGUGGCGUUCGUCAUCCUAAUUACCAGCAUUGCAUGCGGAUACCUCUUCAUUCCUAUUUGGACCUUGUUUGUAGCCUUUGCCAGUGCAGCGAUAUUUGUGAUUCCCUUCGCUUGGUUAUACGCCAUCUCGAAUUACCAGCUUGAGACUGGGUCGUUCAAUGAGCUGAUGUAUGGCUAUAUGGUGCACACCAAAGCCGGUGAAAACCACCAGCACCCUUGUGGACCAUCUGUCUAUGGUGCUAUUGCUGGUGAUGCCUGGUAUCGGGCGCAAUACAUGCUCCAGGACCAGAAGAUUGGCCAUUACAUGCAUAUUCCUCCCCGGCAGGUAUUUUUCUCCCAGAUCUUUGGUACGCUCAUGGGUGUUCCGAUCAACUACGCUGUCAUCCGCUGGGUCAUGGACACCAAGGGCGAUUAUUUGACCGGGAAGAAGGCUGAUCCACUUACCCAAUGGACGGGCCAAAAGCUUGUCAGUUCCAACACGAUGGGUGUACAGUAUGCAGUUCUCGGUCCCAAGCGACUCUUUGCCGAAGCGGAGAUGUCCCCACUUCCGUGGUCAUUCCUCGUGGGAGCCGUCAUUCCUCCCAUCCUGUUCGUGUUCCACCGCUUCUUCCCAAAGCUGCGGAUUGAUCUGUGGAACGUCAGUAUCUUCUUCGGUGGUCUAGCCAUGUUCUAUGGCAAUGUCAGCACCGGAUAUACAUCGGCGGUCAUUGGUGCUUAUAUUUCAAUGUACUGGGCUUACCGGCGCCACUUUGAAGUGUGGAAGCGCUAUAAUUACCUGGUGGCCGCGGCAUUCGAUGCAGGAUUCAACCUAAACAUGCUGCUCAUAUUUUUCUUCUUCGGGGCUGGCAAGCAGAUCUCGAUGCCAAAGUGGUGGGGCAACAACGCCGAUUCGGUGGAACGGUGCUUUGCUGUGAGUAGUUAG